Symbiodinium sp. CCMP2592 is the source of this 1485-nucleotide messenger RNA. NCBI's taxonomy places the organism in Eukaryota, Dinophyceae, Suessiales, Symbiodiniaceae. The record is from the annotation of a GenBank genome assembly.
AUGAACUCUGUACUCAUCUGUGGCUCCCGCAGAGGGGAGGCUCUGAGGACGCUGCGCAGAACGUUUGCUACUGCGAGCAAGCUCAGCGUGCCCUCAGCGGUGGAUCGGCCCACAGUGAGAGAACUCCUCGCAGCCAGCACGGCGCUGCCAUCGCUGCCGCCCGGAAAGUGCAUCGCAAGCCUGGCUGAAGUCACCAGCACUGCGAUCACAGAGAAGAAGGAGGAGGAUCUUCUGGAGAGCCCCGACUUCGUGGCGCUGCUCCAGCGAGUGGAGAGCCGCCUCUUCGGCUUCAGCGCCAACGAGGCCUACCUCCUGGUGUCAUGUUUGGCGCGGCUGAGCGCUGGAAAUGCGUCGGUCGCCCGAUUGCCGGGCGUGGCGGCAGUCAGUCGCAUCGUGCAGAUUUCGCUGGAGCAGCUUUCGGGGGAAUGGCAGGAGCUCAGCGACAUGGAGCUGGCGCACGCAGCGCAGCUGCUGAGCAACUUUGCUCGGGACGGUAUCGAGGUCGACUUCACCGGCCUUCGGCAAGUACUCCGUGCUCGUGCAGAUGGGAAGCGAUUGUCGUCCAGGGCCCUUUGCCUCGCCACUGCAGCGAUGGCGCAGGCUCCGCAACACUGCCUGGAGGAGCUAGCGAUCUCCUUGGCGGCGGUUGCAAGGUCAGAAGAUCGGCUCUCCCCAACACAGCUCAGCUCCCUAGCGCUCUGCUUGGUUCGGUUGGGUCAGUCUCAGGCCGGCCUGGUUGUGGAUGCGCUGCCGAGGCUUGCGGCCGUUGGCGAGGAGCUCUCAACGGAAGCGUUGUGUGCUGUCGUGGAGACGGCCGCGGUGCUGCGUGAGCGCGAGGUGCUUGAGCUUCUUCUGCGACGCUGCACAGAGGUGGCUCACGGCUUUCCGGCCGGAGCGGCCAUUCGCAUCCUGAAGUCCUACGCAGCUUGUGGUCUGCUCCCAGAGGAUUUGGCAUGGAUCCUACUCCUUCAGGUGGCCAAAGUGUCGCGCUCGACGUUGGGGGAACCUGUUGAGCAGGGCCUGCAUCAGGUGAUGCUCAGCUUGCUGCACGACCCUGCGGCAGCAGAUGCUCUCCGCACCAUACAUGCUAGCACGGACCUGUGGGAAGCAUGCUACAGGCCUGAGGACAUCGACCCGGAGCGAAGUUCUUGGGCAGUACCGACAGCUUUUGUGGAACAGCUCCAGGCCGACUUGAACCUGCGCGUGGAGCAGGACAUGCGCAUUGCAGACUUCUAUGUGCUGCCGCUGAUGCUGUACGGGCCAGAUGACUCCUGCGUGGCAUUGGACUUCGACACCACAUCACCGCCUUGGCUGCCAGAAGCCGAGCAGCCCAGGCGUCUCUUUCAGCUGCUGAAGCAAAGGCACCUGGCUCUUUGGAACAUUCCGCUCAUCUGGCUGAGGAGCUGCCCUCGGGCGAAGCUGGAGGAACAAGGCCCUUAUCUAGAGGCGGCCCUGCGACGAGCGCUAGUGGGCCCAAUGUCGUGA